Triplophysa dalaica is the source of this 4388-nucleotide messenger RNA. RefSeq names its product DEAH (Asp-Glu-Ala-His) box polypeptide 29 (gene dhx29). Gene Ontology annotation, biological process: translational initiation. Gene Ontology annotation, cellular component: intracellular anatomical structure. Lineage: Eukaryota; Metazoa; Chordata; Actinopteri; Cypriniformes; Nemacheilidae. The coding region runs from base 155 to 4279 and encodes 1374 amino acids. The transcript is spliced from 27 exons. Gene Ontology annotation, molecular function: RNA binding; RNA helicase activity; ATP binding. The record is from RefSeq and is a predicted model, not a curated record.
UUCAGCCUUCACACAUCUUUGGCUAGCUGGCUGUCAGUAAAGGCAUGCAAACUCGAUUUUUACGUUAUUUUGCAGUCACAAAGCUUUGAUUUAUGGAGAAAGAGUUAUAUUAUUUUGUUAUCACUAAUAGACUCUUGAACUGAUUAUUGUAAUAAUGGGUGGGAAGAAAAAGAAGUCAGCAGCAGUGCCCACGGGUGCCCAGCCGGCUCCUGCAGCAACUGUGAAUGCAUCCAAUAUAGCGUUUGAAUCUACAGGCAAAAAACAACAACAAAGACCAAAUAAUGAGAAAUCAGCCUCGAAAGAAAGCAAGCCAAAAGGUCCCAAAACAUAUAGUCUAAACACUAACACACAGACUGACACAAGUGGGGUGUCUGAUAAAUCAAUCCUAAAAGUUGUAAUCCAGCCAGAACUGGAGAAAAAGGUGAUCAAGUUGAUCAAUGAUUACAGACAAGAAUAUGCAGAUAAGGGACCAAUAUCUGGGAGACUCACAACCAAAAAGUUGCUGGAUUUGUACAGUGCUCUUCAGAAGUUUCACUUUAAGACAGAACACAUAGAGGAGGCCAUGAAGAGCAGUGUGCUGUAUGGAGGAGAUCUGCACUCGGCACUCGACUGGCUUUGUCUGAAUCUCCGAGACGAUGAGCUACCAGAAGGAUUCAGCCAAAAGAUGCAGGAGGAGAAACAGAAGACUCGGCCCACGUUCCAGCCUCCAAAAGAGGACAGAACCCCACUAGCAGCCAAUAAAGACGCACCUAAAGAAGAGGAGAAACCCAAGCCAAAAACUCCAGUAAAAGAAGCCAGUGUCAGUAUGAAGGAGUGGAUACUACGCUACGCUGAGCAAUCUGAUGAUCAGAGCAGUGAAGAUGAUGAAAGCAAUGACAUGAGAAAAGAUAACCCUGAGCUGGAGGAGAAGUUUGAUCCUAAUGACAGAUACCUGGUGCUGGCCGCACAGCUGGAUGAUGCUAAAGAGAUGGCAGCACAAUCUAAAGCCAAGAAAGACAAAGCAGGACAGAGGACAGCACAAGACCGCAUCAGAGUCAUCCAGCAAGAAAUGAAGCCUUUAGAGUCUCAUCCAAUGUUUAAUCCUGCUAUUAAAGUUAAAGACACCCCUAAAGAGGAAAAGAAGCAAGUUUCAGUGACUGACAGAAAGGAGGAACUUAAUUUUAGUCUCUUUGAGCAGACAAAUGCACCGCCAGCAGCAGCAGAAAAAAGUACAAGAACGGAAACGAAGAAAGAGCCCAAAGACAUCCGUAACUUUGACUACACAUCCAGAAGCUGGACCGGCAAGUCACCCAAACAGUUUCUGAUCGACUGGUGCAGAAAGAACCUGCCGAAGAGCCCGCCACCAUCAUUUGAGAAAAAAGCAGUCGGGAAAUAUUGGAAAUGCAGGGUUCGGGUUCAGAGGCCUAAUGAUGUUCUGGAGGUGUGUCCCACUAUCCUAACUGAAGAUGGGAUGCAGGCACAUCACUUAGGAGCGACCUUGGCCCUUUAUGACCUUGUCAAAGGACAGUCGGUGCAUCAACUGCUCCCACCCACUUACCGCGACGUGUGGCUCGAGUGGCGUGACAGUGAACAAAAAGAGGAGGAGCAAAGCCGCUGCGCCAUCAACAAACCACGUGACCAGUUCAUCGCACGUCUGCUCACCCACCUCAAACAGCAACAGGGCAACCAACCACAGGGCGACCCGCAGGACACCAACCGGGAUGCUGGAGAUGAACCAGAAGACUCCUGGGAGAACCUGGACUUUCAGGAAGACGUUGAGCCCCAGCGUGGACAAGGCCUCGUGGCAGAGGAGGCGUCCCGGAGGCUGUUCCUUAAACUGCAAGGCUCGGCUGUGGCUCGCAGACUUCUGGUGGAGAGGCAACAGCUGCCCGUCUAUCAGCACCGCCAGAAGGUGCUGGAUGCUUUGCGGCGGCACCGCGUGGUGGUUGUCGCCGGAGAGACAGGAAGCGGGAAGAGCACCCAGAUUCCUCAAUUUAUCUUGGAGGAUCUCCUGGCUGGUGGAGGUGGCGCUCAGCCGUGCAAUGUGGUGGUGACGCAGCCCAGGAGGAUCUCAGCCAUGAGUCUGGCCAGCAGGGUGUCGCAGGAGCUGGGCAGUGAGGAGGGACCAGGAAGCAAGAAUUCACUGUGUGGAUAUCAAAUCCGGAUGGAGAACCGCUCUGGGGAGACAACACGACUGCUGUACUGCACUACUGGAGUUUUACUGCGAAAACUGCAACAGGAUCAGCUCCUUAGUUCUCUCACGCACAUCAUCGUGGAUGAGGUUCAUGAGCGCAGUGUACAAUCAGAUUUUCUCCUCACUAUACUCAAAGAAGUCGUCCAGAAGCGAUCUGACCUCCGGCUGAUCUUGAUGAGCGCCACGGUCGACUGCCAAAAGUUUGCCAACUACUUUAACCGCUGCCCAGUGGUCACCAUACCAGGCAGAACAUUCCCUGUGGAGGUAUUUCACCUGGAUGAUAUUGUGGAGGAGACAGGCUAUGUUCUGGACCAGGACUCAGAGUACAGUCAGAAGUUUGUGGAAGAAGAAGAGGAGGUGAACAUCACCAUCACACAGAAAGGAGGAAAAACUCAUCAGCACCAGGAGGUUAUCAUGAGGGAUUCUGGCUCAGGUUGUGAUCUGGGACCCGAGUUUGAUCACUUCAGCAGUCGGACCCGCCGUGUCCUGCAGUACAUGAACCCCAAUAAAAUCAACAUGGAUCUGAUUCUAGACCUGCUGGCAUACCUGGACAAGUCACCUCAGUUUCGUGAUGUGGAAGGUGCAGUUCUGAUCUUCCUCCCAGGUCUGGCUCAUAUUCAACAGCUGUAUGAUUUGCUGACCACAGACAGACGCUUCAGCUCAAAGGACAGAUACAAGCUAGUAGCUCUUCACUCCACGCUAUCGUCUCAGGACCAGUCUGCUGCGUUUACAGUGCCCCCUGCUGGAGUCAGGAAGAUCUUGCUAUCUACAAACAUCGCUGAGACAGGCGUCACUAUUCCAGAUGUUGUGUUUGUCAUCGACACUGGAAAAACAAAAGAAAAUCGAUACCACGAAAGCAGUCAGAUGAGCUCACUCGUGGAGACAUUUGUUAGUAAAGCGAGCGCUCUGCAGAGACAAGGCAGGGCGGGGCGGGUCAGAGAGGGCUUCUGUUUUCGCCUCUAUCCCAAAUUUAGGUUUGAUAGCUUCAUAGACUACUCCAUACCGGAGAUCCUGAGGGUGCCUUUGGAGGAGCUUUGCCUUCAUAUUAUGAAGUGUGAAUACGGUUCACCAGAGAGUUUCCUGUGUCAAGCUCUGGACCCCCCACAGCAGCAGGCCGUGUGCAACGCUGUCAGUCUGCUGAGGAAGAUCGGCGCCUGUCAGCAAGAUAGCCACACCCUCACACCGCUCGGCCAUCACCUGGCAACCCUGCCUGUCAAUGUCAAGAUUGGGAAGAUGCUCAUAUUUGGUGCUAUUUUUGGUUGCCUUGAACCUAUUGCCACUAUAGCAGCGGCCAUGUCGGAGAAGUCACCCUUCUCUACACCAAUGAGCAGAAAGGAUGAAGCCAACCUGGCUAAAUUUGCUCUGGCAGUCGCCCACUCGGAUCACAUGACCAUCUACAACGCUUAUCUCGGGUGGAAGAUUGCACGAAGUGAAGGAACACGAGCUGAGAUGACCUAUUGUAGGAAACACUUCUUGAACCGCACUGCCCUCAUGACCAUGGAGGAUGUAAAGCAGGAACUCAUCAGGAUGGUGCAGCAGGCCGGUUUCAUUGCUUCUAAGACUGGCAGAGCUCCUCGUUCUCGGCCCGGCACUGACUCUAAAGCCCUGGGUCCGCUCUCCAAGCAGGACAUCUCUGUUCUUAGCGCCGUGCUGGCAGCGGGUCUAUACGACAACGUGGGCCGUAUUCUCUGCUCUCCCUCUCCGGACGUUCAGGAGCGUGUGAUGUGUGUGGUGGAGACGGCUCAGGGGAAGGCAAACGUUCACCCCUCCUCAGUGAACCGCUACCUGCAGACUCACGGUUGGCUCCUCUUCCAGGAAAAGGUGAAAUACUCCAAAGUGUUUCUUAGAGAAACAACCUUGAUCUCCCCUUUAUCGAUGCUGUUGUUCGGAGGCGAUAUUGACGUACAGCACCGUGAGAGACUAGUUUCUCUGGAUGGAUGGAUCUACUUCCAGGCUCCGGUCAGAGUUGGUGUUAUCUUCAAACACCUCCGCAAGCUGAUCGACUCCCUCCUGGAGAGGAAACUGGCCAACCCCGAAAUGAAUUUGGAAGAUGAGAAGACCAUACAGAUGAUCAUAGAGUUGAUAAAGUCAGACAACAGACUCUGAAUUGGAGCUUUUUGUAUACGACAAUGAAAAGAUUACAUCCAGUGUUGACAAACCUCCACGAAGCGUUGGAGUUUGUAAAUUAAAAACCAGAAUAAAAAUAUUUUAACAC